CCCGCCGCAGGGAUGGGCCGCCGAGGCGGCGGAGGCGGCGGCGGCGGCGGCGGCCCGGAUAAGGCGUUCCAAGUCCCUUGUGGCUCUCUUGGGAGGAGAGUCAGGAGUGCUCUCCGCUCUUGCCGUAAGAACAUCCAGGUUUGACUUACACGCUGGCGCUCUGACACUGAGGAGCUGCACUUGGGCUCCAGGAGUUCCUCGUUUUCAUUGGAGUGGUUAGUUCUCUGUGGAUGGAGACGGAUUGGAGUCUUGAUUGCCCUGUGUUCGAGGUUUCUCCAUAGUCUGCACCGCUUCAUAAACUGGGCCACUUCCCAAUGAGCUACACAGCCAGUCCUUGUGAGGAGCUGGCUGAGAACCGUGCAGCACAUGCCGCAGGGAUGGCACAGGAAGAGAGCCGUCGGAGUCAGGCGCCACCCACCUUCUACCACGGUGCCAGCCAGGAGCUCGACCUGUCCACCAAAGUGUACAAACGAGAGUCUGGAAGCCCUUACUCUGUGCUAGUAGACACCAAGAUGAGCAAACCGCAUCUCCACGAGACGGAGGAACAGCCAUUUUUCAGGGAGACCAGGGCAGUGUCUGAGGUGCACACUGUCAAGGAAGACCGGGAGAAUUCUGACGACACGGAGGAGGAGGAGGAGGAGGAAGUCUCUUACAAAAGGGAGCAGAUCAUAGUGGAGGUAAACCUUAAUAAUCAAACAUUAAAUGUGUCUAAAGGGGAAAAGGGUGUCUCUUCUCAGUCCAAAGAGACUCCUGUUCUUAAGACAAGCAGCGAGGAAGGAGAGGAAGAGAGCGAGGAGGAGGCUACAGACGACAGCAAUGACUACGGAGAGAACGGACGGCAGAAGAAAAAGGAGAAGCGAGUGGAGAAAGUCAGGGUUACACAAAGGCGAAGCCGGAGAGCUGCCUCUGUUGCCGCAGCUACCACUUCCCCUACACCUCGCACAACUCGAGGCCGGAGGAAGAGUGCAGAGCUACCCAAGCGGAAGAAGCGGGCCACCAAGGAGCCCAAAGCACCAGUCCAGAAAGCUAAGUGUGAAGAGAAAGAGACUCUGACCUGUGAGAAGUGCCCCAGGGUGUUUAAUACUCGCUGGUACCUGGAGAAGCACAUGAACGUUACUCACAGGCGCAUGCAGAUCUGUGAUAAAUGUGGCAAGAAGUUUGUCCUGGAAAGUGAGCUGUCCCUUCACCAGCAAACAGACUGUGAAAAAAACAUUCAGUGUGUUUCCUGUAACAAAUCCUUCAAGAAACUCUGGUCCCUUCAUGAACAUAUCAAGAUUGUCCAUGGAUAUGCAGAAAAAAAAUUUGCCUGUGAGAUUUGUGAAAAGAAGUUCUAUACCAUGGCUCACGUGCGGAAACACAUGGUCGCACACACAAAAGACAUGCCAUUUACAUGUGAAACCUGUGGAAAAUCUUUCAAGCGCAGUAUGUCACUCAAGGUGCACUCCUUGCAGCAUUCUGGAGAGAAACCCUUCAGAUGUGAGAACUGUGAUGAGAGGUUCCAGUACAAGUACCAGCUGCGCUCCCACAUGAGCAUCCACAUUGGGCACAAGCAGUUCAUGUGCCAGUGGUGUGGCAAGGACUUCAACAUGAAGCAGUACUUCGAUGAGCACAUGAAGACGCACACUGGAGAGAAACCUUUUAUCUGUGAAAUCUGCGGCAAAAGCUUCACCAGCCGGCCCAACAUGAAGAGGCAUCGCAGAACUCACACAGGCGAGAAGCCUUACCCCUGUGACGUGUGUGGCCAGCGGUUCCGCUUCUCUAACAUGCUGAAGGCCCACAAGGAGAAGUGCUUCCGAGUGACCAGUCCAGUGAACGUGCCGCCAGCUGUCCAGAUCCCUCUGACCUCGGCGCCGGCUGCUCCCGCUCCAGCUGUGCCCAACACUCCCACCAGCCCAGCCCCCGCAGUCAGUAUGAACCCCGUGGGCGGUGGUGGCACGCUUCCCUCAAGGCCCGUCCCGCACCCUUUCUCACACCUGCACAUCCACACGCAUCCGCAUCAUGCCCACCACCUCCCCAUUCCACCUGUGCCUCACCUGCCCCCACCCCCGGCCCUCUUCAAGAGUGAGCCCCUAAACCACAGAGGCCAGAGCGAGGACACCUUCCUGAGGCACCUGGCAGAGAAGAACAGCGCGGCCCAGGCCCAGCAUCAUUAGCGCCCACCCGAGUGUCACCCCCGCGGUGAGUUGGCAGAAGGGUGCAGCUGUGCCUCUCUGGGGUCUCCCUGUCUCCACGGCCUCCCGAAUUCCGGGUCUUGGCCUUUGUGCUGGUGAACCAUCAGACUGACCCGAGGGAGUGAACAAGAAGACUGCCCUCGUAACCAGGGGAACCACCGAACUAACGCUCAGUUUGCUUGCAUUUUCUGAUGACUUUUCUAAAUUUCAGAUACUCAGACUGUGGAAUUUUAUAAUUUCAUAUCAGCGGAUGAGGUAUGCUUGCUUUUAUAUCCUGGUCUUCUCCUCAAAGAGGGGACGGGCCUGGUUUCCUUUAUACUAAUCGGGGAGGCUGUGAGAUUAAUCCAGAGCAUUAACUGUAUCACUGUGUAUUGUAAUGAAUUCUUUUCAGCUUUUGGUGCUGACUGCAGUCGAGCUGGCCACGUUUCACACAAUAUCAAGCAUUAUAGAGAAGAUGGGAAUUUUCUUCUUUGUGUAGCUCUUUUAACACACUCUUUAUUUUACUACAGAAAUUAUUUUAGAGUUUUUGUAUAGACUUUAGUAGUCUGUUUCUAAAAUGAAAUGUAUUUCAAUAAGCUGUGUAAUUUUUUCAGUGUAGCUAAACCCAUGUUGUAAAAUAGAUAAAUUUUUUAUAAUCAUCAAAAUGUGAUUCUUAAAGAUACAUAUAAUAAGUUCUAUUUCAAAUUUAUUCUUACAUCCGUACAACUCAAAGGUGCUUCUGAGACUGGAUGGGGGUCAGCAGACCAGGUUACUACAAAAGCAAGGUUCAACCUAAGUGCUCAGGAACUUGAAAACCCCUGCUGGGCACUCAGUCUGUCAGGCUCCCGGACACCUCCAUCCUUGGUGUCCCUUUGCGCCUGUGGAUUCAGUGGGGUGCUGUGCUGGGGUGGGGUCAUCAAAAGCUUGCCUGAUUUGGAAAUCUGAGGCACGGUGUGAAUACCUUCAGAAGGAAGUGGCAGAGGAUUCCUUUUGAUCACAUCUGCUCCUCACUUCUGUAGGAACUGUGUCAUGCUCAGCUGUUAGGGGAAGAUAAAUUGGAAUCUCUUAUUUUGAAGUUGCUGUGUUUUCCAAGAGUUGGUAAGAGAAGCUAAAUGGUGAACUGAAAUCACAGAUGUAGUUGCUGAUAGUGGCUGAGAAAUGGGGGGGAGAAGACAAAUUGGCUUUUAAGUUUCAAAAUGUCUGCAGUCUCUAAAGUGUGGGUGUCCACACUGAUCUGCACCUGCCAUUUCUAUUGUAGUGAGAGGAACUCCCCUGCCCCAGUACUGCUGCCCCAUCCUCGUAGGUAGGCGUGACAGCAGCAUCUUAGAUGAGGAAGGAGCGACAGCUCUGCCCCGGGCACCUCACUCGGUCACUUGAGGGACUUGCACAGAGCGUGGUCACCCGGAGCGGAUUAUGUGGAAAGCUAAGAAGGGCUGACACAGUGGUUUCAGUUGAGCUGGCAGAUGUGUGCAGCGGAGCUACACACCUUACACUUCUUCGCCUUAGAGAGCGAGUCCAAAAAGUGGCCACUUACCUUCCCCUUCUCUCCUUAAAAAAUCUCAGAACUCUCUCAUUUCUCUUUCCUCAGGCUCUCAAAUCAGAACCUUAGCUGUUAUUUGUUAUCUUUGAUAUUAAAUGUGCAGAUAUG
Messenger RNA from Peromyscus leucopus (white-footed mouse), 3798 nucleotides. It is a transcript of the gene Znf652, whose product is annotated as zinc finger protein 652. The transcript has 6 exons. The coding region runs from base 315 to 2153 and encodes 612 amino acids. Gene Ontology annotation, cellular component: nucleus. The record is from RefSeq and is a predicted model, not a curated record. Lineage: Eukaryota; Metazoa; Chordata; Mammalia; Rodentia; Cricetidae. Gene Ontology annotation, biological process: regulation of transcription by RNA polymerase II. Gene Ontology annotation, molecular function: DNA-binding transcription activator activity, RNA polymerase II-specific; RNA polymerase II cis-regulatory region sequence-specific DNA binding.